This is a messenger RNA of Bombus impatiens (common eastern bumble bee), 2092 nucleotides long. Its product is annotated as peroxisomal leader peptide-processing protease. NCBI's taxonomy places the organism in Eukaryota, Metazoa, Arthropoda, Insecta, Hymenoptera, Apidae. Gene Ontology annotation, cellular component: peroxisome. The transcript is spliced from 8 exons. Gene Ontology annotation, molecular function: serine-type endopeptidase activity. Gene Ontology annotation, biological process: regulation of fatty acid beta-oxidation; protein processing. The record is from RefSeq and is a predicted model, not a curated record. The coding region runs from base 360 to 2048 and encodes 562 amino acids.
UGCACGCGCGUGCUCGUGUUCUCUCGCGGCGAACCGUAUCGCGAGUCACAACGGAAUGGUUAUACUCCAUUUACUCAUUAAAUGUAGACGCGUGACGCAAUGUUACGAGCUAUAUUUCGAAAAUUGACGAUGGCAAAGGAUGAUACUGUAGGCGUUGACGAGAGAAUAAAAGACAGUUGAUCAACGAUAAUUUUGGGAUACACGUGGAACGGCAAAGAAAUUGCCUUGAGUACACGUGUCAUUGAGUUGCUCGCUGAAAUCGAGGAUACUGCGAGGGUGUCGCAGGGACGCCACGGUGGUAUCGGACCAGAGACUACUAUAACCAAGAAACACAUGCAUUGUACAAAUAGCUUCGUUUGAUGGUGUUUGAAAAGAGAUUCCUUUUCUUCGCUAAAGGACGAACAGUUACAGAAGAAGCGUGGAACAAGGAGAUAUCGACGAUGCACGUGGCAGAAAAUGUUUUCGUAUCAUACGCUUCCUUGACGGAAGGGACAAUGGUUUCACAUGGCUAUUCUGGCGUCUUAGUCGCAGAACGUUGGGUACUUGCACACGGUUCCAUGCUGGCUCCAGUUUUAUCUCGAUCCCGGGAUUUCCUUCGUUUCUUUACAGUUUUAAAUUCCGGAGAUUUAACCACGGCUCGAGCAUCGGAACAGUUGUUCGAUGAUUUAACGUUUCAGAUACAUCGUAACCAUUCGUUAAAGGAAUCAGGAAAGUUAGUAGCCGUUUGGAAAUGUCCUCUUUUGGAGGAAACACUGGAGAAUUCUUUGAAAAAUUUUACCUUCGAGAAACAACACGACUUUGAUCGUCUUUUAUUACCUGUCUUCUUGAUGAUCAAAUGCAAAUCGUUCGAAUUAAGCGACGAAACAAUAGGACGAGAAAAAGACUCGACAUUCGUAGAAAGUAAGCAGCUGGGCGGAGAAUCAGAAGUAACGGAUAAAGCGAAAGUUAAACAAGUUUUACUUCAACUUGCGAAACAAGCUGCUGUCGGCAAAAUUACAAAAGGAGCUAUCGUUGAAUUAGUCUCGACGCCGUUUGGAAAUGCAUUUUUUAUCGACUCGGUGAGUCGCGGAAUUAUUGGAAACUUACUUGGAACCAACCAGUGUCUCAUUGUAAUCGACGUGACUAGCUUCCCUGGAUGCGAAGGUAGUCCUGUAUUUUUAAUCAACGAUUGUGGCCGAAGAAAUAUUUGCGGCAUGGUAAUUGCGUCAUUAAGCCGGUACCGCGGAGAAUGGGUAAAUUGUACUUUCGCUGUGAACCUGUUAUCAUUGUUGAAACGAAUUCUCCAAAGUCGUGUCUUGAAAGAUGAUCCUCGAUGUUUGUCCUGCAAGAUUUUACCUUUCACAUGGAGGAGUCUGCCCGAAAUUGACACCCUUGAAAAAAGUAUCGCGAUCGUAAAGUGUGGACCGAACUGGGGCACCGCUACUUUAGUAGACGAACAAAGCGGAACAUUCAUAACGUGCGCACAUGUUGUUACAAUGGCACCAGAAAGAAAAAUUAAACUUGCAACCUGCAUUAUGUCGCGCACAGACGAGUUCGAAUGGUUUGCAGAAGCAAAUUUGAUAUAUAAAACACCAACGGAACGACCUUAUGAUAUUGCCGUAUUGAAGAUCGAUCUAAAGUUCAAAGAACCUUCGAUGAAGGCUAUCGAACUUGCUGAUACAGAUGCACAGAAGGGGGAAGAAAUACUUUCUAUAGGAUUUCCAAUCUCCUUGAAAGGACGGCCUACCAUCAGCAGCGGAAUAAUAUCAAAAACCUGGCGACACAUGUUUCAAACCAAUUGUUGCGUGCACGGUGGCGUUAGCGGUGGACCCAUUGUUCGACGCGCCAAUUUUAAAAUGUUAGGGAUAGUGGUUUGCAAUGUUGCUUUAUCGAACGAUUCUGUUUUGUAUCCACGAUUGUGCAUGGCAAUACCGACUACUGUUUUUAAGAAACCACUGGAUGAUUAUCUACGAACUGCUGAUCCUAAAGCGUUAGAAGGAUUGACCCAAUAUGAUAAGAGCGUUGCAAGCACUUGGAAUUUUACUCCUUUUCUUCCCUCAAGUAUGUAAUAUAUAAACUGUGUUAAACAAAGUAAAUGUAAUAUAUCGAAGAA